This is a messenger RNA of Apus apus (common swift), 895 nucleotides long. It is a transcript of the gene PRDX3, whose product is annotated as peroxiredoxin 3. The transcript is spliced from 7 exons. Gene Ontology annotation, molecular function: thioredoxin peroxidase activity. Gene Ontology annotation, biological process: cell redox homeostasis; response to oxidative stress; hydrogen peroxide catabolic process. The record is from RefSeq and is a predicted model, not a curated record. Lineage: Eukaryota; Metazoa; Chordata; Aves; Apodiformes; Apodidae. Gene Ontology annotation, cellular component: cytosol; mitochondrion. Bases 55 to 759 code for a protein of 234 amino acids.
CGCCGGAGGAGGAGGGGCCGGGGCCGUCCCGCCCGCCCCGCCCGCAGCCCGAAGAUGGCGGCCGCGCUGGGGAGGCUGCUGCGGAGCGCGGUGCCCGCCGCCGGGAGGAGCCUGACGGCCCGGCCCCUGCCCUGCGCCCGCCGCCCCUUCAGCCUCGGCUCCUCGCGGCUUGCUCCCGCGGUUACGCAGCACGCCCCGUUUUUUAAGGGGACGGCUGUUGUCAACGGAGAAUUCAAGGAGCUGAGCCUGGAUGAUUUCAAGGGGAAGUACCUGGUCCUCUUCUUCUACCCCCUGGACUUCACCUUCGUCUGCCCCACAGAAAUUGUGGCUUUCAGCAACAAAGCAAAUGAAUUUCGUGAUGUGAACUGUGAAGUUGUGGCAGUUUCUGUGGAUUCUCAUUUUUGUCAUCUGGCCUGGAUAAAUACACCACGAAAGAGUGGCGGUUUGGGCAAAAUGAAUAUUCCAGUCCUGUCAGACCUCACAAAACAAAUCUCCCGCGAUUAUGGUGUGCUGCUGGAAGGACCUGGCAUAGCACUGAGAGGUCUCUUCAUCAUUGAUCCAAACGGGGUCAUCAAGCAUCUAAGUGUCAAUGAUCUCCCUGUGGGUCGUAGUGUGGAAGAGACCCUCCGCCUGGUGAAGGCAUUCCAGUUUGUGGAAACACAUGGAGAGGUUUGCCCAGCAAACUGGACUCCCGACUCCCCUACAAUCAAACCAAGCCCAGAAGGUUCUAAAGAAUAUUUUGAGAAAGUGCAUACAUAAACACUCAAAUGUGUGGACAAAACUCCUAGUUUCCAUACAUUGAAGACAUUAGGAAAGAAGCUGUGAUUAUGAAAAUAAUAAAAGUUCUUAUUUUCUGAUGCCUAAAAAGAAAAUAAACGUUGAAAUAUUUACUGCU